Messenger RNA from Cynara cardunculus var. scolymus (artichoke), 951 nucleotides. RefSeq lists its product as uncharacterized. The coding region runs from base 1 to 951 and encodes 316 amino acids. Gene Ontology annotation, molecular function: zinc ion binding. NCBI's taxonomy places the organism in Eukaryota, Viridiplantae, Streptophyta, Magnoliopsida, Asterales, Asteraceae. The transcript is spliced from 2 exons. The record is from RefSeq and is a predicted model, not a curated record.
AUGGACGAUGCCCAUCUGAAGGGGCCGUACGUUGGCACCAUGUUCUUAGCGGUCGACAUGGAUGGAAACAAUGGUAUCGUACCCAUUGUAAUGGGAGUGGGGAAGACCAAAAGUGGCCCGUCAUGGACAUGGUUUUUACGUAAGCUUAGGCAGUGUAUCAGUGAUGUGCCCAAUAUAACCUUCGUCACCGAUAGGGCUGCCUCUAUCGACCUGACCAUACGAAUUGUAUUUCCUUCUGUGCACCAUGGACUUUGUUGUCGGCAUCUGAGCCAGAACCUCCGCCUAAACUCCACUAAAGAGAAAAGGAAACGGUGGAUGUUCUGCGAGGCAUGCAAAGCUUACCGGUUGUCGGACUUUGAAACUACUAUGGAUUUGAUGCGGCAUAGUCUACCUAGAGCCGCUYAAUAUCUUGACGAAGUUGGCUACGCUAGAUGGGCACGAUCGCACUUCCCUGGAUUGCGUUACAGUGCAAUGACGUCCAAUAGUGCUGAGUCCGUCAACUCAGUAACGCGGUUUGCACGCUAUCUUCCGAUAACAAUGUUAGUUGAAUUUUAUCGGGCGACAUUGCAACAAUGGUAUUUCAUACGUCGGCAUAACGGAGCGCAAAUGAUGAAUGCAGUGACUCCUUGGGCGGAGGCCAAAUUAGAGAAGAGAAUACAUAGGAGCGCAAAUCGGAAGGUAUAUCCCAUCAGCGAUUUGUUGUUUGAAGUUGACGACCGCUAUAAGAAAGGAACGUGUGAUUUGCAUGCUAAAACUUGUACAUGCAUGCAAUGGCAACUUUCUGGAAUAGCUUGCGGUCAUGUGAUUUAUGUUGCUCGAAGUUUAUAUAUUCAAGACUGCAGUCAAUUCUGUUCUGUUUGGUUCAAUUCCGACUCUUACCGUGCAACAUACGAGGAGGAAGUCAUUCCCCUUCCACCAGAAGCUGAAUAUGGUUGCCCAACAAAUGUUUGA